AUGCCACAGGACCCCAACCUCUACGGCCAGCGGCCCCCAAAGCGCCAGAAAAAGGAGAUCGCCCUCCCCAGCUCCCUCGCCUUCUCCUCCGAACUCUCCUCCCUCAUCGCAAACAAGUCCUCAUCCUCCUCUACCUCAGCGCGCCCACGACCGUCCAAGUCAAAACCAGAUAUCUUCGCCGGUGUGAAGGCGAAGCGCAAAGCAGAAAAGCAGGAGCGCGAACGCGACGAGGGGAAGCUGGUUCUGAAGGAUGCGGUUGGCACAGAGGACCAGAAGAAGGAGAAUGAGGCUGCCAGGCGUAGGAUGGAGGAGAAGGCGCGCCUGUACGCAGCCAUGAAGAGGGGCGACUAUGUCCCGAAGGAGGGCGAGGCAGCGCCCCUGGUCGACUUCGACAGGAAAUGGGCUGAGGCACAAGAGGACGGCAAAAACGAGUCUUCGUCCGAGGACGAUAAUGAUGACGACGGUGACGACAAUGUUGACCAAGAGGUCAUCGAGUACACAGACGAAUUCGGCCGCACGCGGCGGGGCACGAAGGCGGAGAUGGCGCGCAUGGAGCGGCAGCAGCGAGUGCGGGCGUACGCGGCGCAGGAGUCGGAGACGAUGAGCGCGCGGCCGAAGGCGCCCGAGAAGGUCAUCUACGGCGACGCGAUCCAGAGCGAGGCGUUCCACGCGGCGGACGAGGAGAAGAUGGAGGCGCUGGCGCGGAAGCGCGACCGCAGCAUGACGCCGCCCGAGAUGAAACACUACGAUGCCGACAGCGAGAUCCGCACUAAGGGCACCGGGUUCUUCCAGUUUAGUAAGGAUGAGGAGACGCGGCAGAAGGAGAUGGUGAGCCUCGAGGCGGAGCGGCUGAAUACUGAGAGGGAGAGGGCGAGGAAGGACGAGGAGAAGGAGAAGAGGAAGCGGGAAAUUGAGGAGCGGAGGAGGGUCAUUGAGCAGAGGAGGAAAGAGCUGGGUCAGAAGAAGGCUAGGAAAAUAGCAGAGAAUUUCCUGGACGGGCUGGCUGCUGAUAUGGGCGACGGCGAGGAGACCAAUGAAUGA
Diaporthe amygdali is the source of this 1041-nucleotide messenger RNA. RefSeq lists its product as uncharacterized. The coding region runs from base 1 to 1041 and encodes 346 amino acids. Gene Ontology annotation, cellular component: nucleus. NCBI's taxonomy places the organism in Eukaryota, Fungi, Ascomycota, Sordariomycetes, Diaporthales, Diaporthaceae. The transcript has a single exon. The record is from RefSeq and is a predicted model, not a curated record.